This is a messenger RNA of Ictidomys tridecemlineatus (thirteen-lined ground squirrel), 3355 nucleotides long. It is a transcript of the gene C6H13orf42, whose product is annotated as chromosome 6 C13orf42 homolog. NCBI's taxonomy places the organism in Eukaryota, Metazoa, Chordata, Mammalia, Rodentia, Sciuridae. The record is from RefSeq and is a predicted model, not a curated record.
UUAUUUCUUUUGUGAUCAAGAAGUUAGUCACACAUGACAAUCUGGAAUAGGAAAGUAGAUAGAAUUUUUAUCUAUUUAUACUUUUUUCCUCAAUCCAUGUAGAAUAAGCAUAAUCAUAAACAUACUGGUAUGAACCACUUAGAAACGCUGUGUGGUCACAAUCCUUGGUUACCUCUGAAGAAGUGACACCAGCCCCUGUCUACCCUGGGUACUUUGAUAUUGUGCCCGAGUGUAGCCAGAGAAAUGGGCCAGAAGAGACCUCCCAGGAGACCUAGGAUCCUGGUGACUUUAUGUGUCCCCAGAAGGGAGGGGACAUAUCAGGUUGAAGCUGGAACAUUUAGACCUUAAACAAGGCUCCUAACCCCUCAGGGUGCCCUUUGUCAUCUGUGAACUGAUGACCAUUAAAGAUAAUAAUGGAAAUGACACUUCUCUCCAAGGAAGCUACAGGUAAUAAAUAAUAUGUGUGGCAAUGUUCCAUCAGCCCUAAAGUCCUUAGGUGCUUUUACAUAUGAGGAGCUAUAUCCCCAUAGCAUAAGGAGCAUGCCACCCGCAGAGGAUGCCCUGGGUCCCAAUACAUUUAUAAUGUUACUUUAUAGCUACAUAAAAGGCAUAGUUAUUGUUUUAGAGCAGCUUAUAAACAUUUAAAAUGUCUUUCUUUGUGUCUGAUAAAACUGUGAACCCUUUCUCUUUCAAAAACCAAUAAAAUAUAACAAAUCCAGCAAUUGGCAAAAAAUAAAGUGUGUUAAUGCAUACAUCUAAUAACACUUUACAUGCAAUUUCUGGGGUUUUUCAUCUCCUCUAACACCUACCCUGGCUUAAGAAAAUGGUCCUAGAGACACAGGCUUCAGCUCUCCAAUUGAAUUCUGGGAGAGAAAUAGACUGUGUAGAGAAAUGAGUGCAAUAACGAUGUUUAACACCAGCCUGAGAAAACCCCUAGAGGGAACAUCUCUGGGAUGGUGAUGUACUCAUAUAGUGCUCUUGAAAAAAAAAAAAAAUAGCGGAUGUCUGAUUUUAACGGGUCUAAAUUAAAAUGUGCUCAGAUGAAAGAACGAGUCUUCCCCAUAUAAGCAGCCACUCUUCAGCUCACUGAACUUUUAUGCAAAAAGUCGCAGUGCGGAUGGACACCUGAAUCCUCUCCGCUCCACAAAAGGGCUGCUAUCCGGUGACGGCGGCGAGGUCCCCUUACCACAGGGCGAGGCUCCUCCAGGUCGCUCGGAUGCCUGCUCAGAGCCCAGCUUAUCGGGGCAUCUUGGAGCUCUUGCCAAGGGCCCUGGUCACAUCUCGCUGUUCUGGAUUUUAUCUUGAGAAGCACACACGUUUUUGGUGGAGGGGUGUCUCUGUUAAGUAGGAUUUCAUUUUGGAACCAGAGAAUUCAGCACCAGGGCCAGCUCAGGCAAGGUGGACAUGUAAAAAUCCAGUCCCAGAGCAAGUCCAACUGAUGGAGACCACGUCCAGAGAAGGAAAAUGAAAAGGAAAGAAAAUAACUGAGCAGGUAAAGCCUUGUCACACUGUCCCCAUCCAAUCAGGGUCUCCCAUCGCAGAACACCCCAGGCACUUGGACGAAUGAUCCCUAAGGCCAGCCAGGGCGCUUGCCUUUGAGCUCACAGCGCACGACCUUCGGUCUUCAGAUUGUCUAUGGCAUCUCGAUUAUUGGAGGUAAGUAUCCGCCCCAGGAGAGAUGCGCAUGUCGCCGGCCUGACCCAGGCGGCACUCGCUGGGAUUCCAGAGAUCCGAGCCUCCUGGAAGGCAGAUGGCGCGGGGCCUGGAUGUCGACUCCUCUACCUCCAGCUAGAUCAAGUGGCGGCGGUGCAGGCAGCUGGAAGCUACCCACAGAGAGAAACCGAGCACCAUGCUCAGAAAGAUCCACUCCAUCUUUAGCUCCAGCCGGCAGAGGAAGGCUGCUGCGGAGAGCCCCUACUGCAACGGAGCCGGUCCCACCGCGAGGCUCAUUCGCAGCAGCUCCAUGUACGUGGUCGGGGACCACGGCGAGAAAUUCAGUGAGUCCUUGAAGAAGUACAGAAGCACGAGCAGCAUGGACAGCAGCCUGUACUACCCUCCCCAGGAGGAGGACCGGGCCUGGAUGUAUUCGCGCACCCAGGACUGUCUGCAGUACCUGCAGGAGCUGCUGGCCCUGCGCAAGAAGUACCUCAACAGCUUCAGCGACCUCAAGGCCCACCGCAGGCAGGGCGUUUCCUCCACCUCCUCCAAAUCCUCCAAGGGAGGCAAAAAGGCCUCUGGCCAAUCCUCCUCCAAAGAAAUAAAGAAACUAACUUCAAAGAAAUACUCGCAGUUCAGUGCCGAUGUGGCCGAGGCCAUCGCCUUCUUCGACUCCAUCAUUGCAGAGCUGGAUACAGAGAGGGGACCCCGGGUGGCCGAGGCCGACCUGCUGAAUGAAGAUGUGGAUUUUGAUGUGGCCACCAGCUCCCGGGAGCACAGCUUGCAUUCCAACUGGAUCCUGCGGGCCCCGCGCAGACAUUCUGAGGACAUUGCUGGACAAGCUGGCCACACCCCAGACAGCCAGUUUCGAAGGAGCACGGAGCGCAGGACCAUUGGCACCCAGAGGAGACUGGAGAGGCACCCCAUUUACUUGCCCAAGGCUGUGGAAGGAGCAUUCAGCACCCUGAAAUUUAAGCCCAAAGCCCACAAAAAAGACCUGGGGAGCUCCAGACAGAUCCUCUUCGACUUCUCAGGAGAAGAUACGGGAUGGGAUGUGGAGCUCUUUGCACCGGAGCCCAUGGCGUCUCCAGGGGAGGACUACUGUGAGACAGAGAAUCCCAAAGGGCAGUGGCUGCUUCGAGAAAGACUAUGGGAGCGUUCAGUGCCCUGACCCCACCUGGGCUCCUUGGCUUGUCUCAGGCUGAGUCUUUGAGAAGGUGUCUCCUUGCAGUUCAGUAUAAAGUGUUUGUUGGAGUUAAAGAUGGAAAUUGUGACAAAGUCCAACUCUUCUGCCAUUGCUGGCUGGUGCCUAGCUAGUGCCAAACAGACCUGGAGCUCCCCAGAGAACCCGUCUCGGGGGAUGUGGAGCCUGGGUUUCCCCACCAGGUGGACAAGGGAGCAGGAAGGAAGAGCCUUGCUGGUGUCCCAGAGCAGAAGCCACGGAGGACCUUGAGUGGAGUGCCCAGGCUCACUCCCCUGGCUGUGCCUGGCCUGCCCUUCUCCAUGUCCAUGUGCGUGCUCACACUCUGUUCAGUACCAGAAAUGAGUGCUCCUUUGGAACUCUGGGCCAAAAAGUUCAAGGAGGCAGCUCUUCUUUCUACAGGGCUCAGAAACACCCUGGUUAGGUUCCAUAGUUGCCUUCUUUUGUGCAGAAUGGAAGUUGAGGAUGCAGCCCUUUUGUCUCAGAGUUUUCCAGAAA